Messenger RNA from Danio aesculapii, 890 nucleotides. Its product is annotated as general transcription factor II-I repeat domain-containing protein 2A-like. The transcript is spliced from 2 exons. Lineage: Eukaryota; Metazoa; Chordata; Actinopteri; Cypriniformes; Danionidae. The coding region runs from base 303 to 872 and encodes 189 amino acids. The record is from RefSeq and is a predicted model, not a curated record.
CCUCCUGUUGCACAACUAUGUAAGAUGAGUAAAGGGAAUACAUUAGCUCGCUUCUGGUCCAUUCGGAAUGAAAUAAAAAUGUUUUUACAACAGCUGACAAGUCAGCGGGCCACACAGUUUUUAAUGUUUUUGCAAGAUGACCUCAAUAUGGACAUGGUGGCAUUUUUGGUCGACAUCACAGCACACCUUAAUGAGCUUAACUUAAAGCUUCAGGGACCAAACAACUUAAUCUCUGAUCUGAUGGCAGCCGUCCGCUCCUUCCAGAAAAAGCUGGAAAUUUUCAAAUUUGAUCCUCAAAAAGAAUGCUUCACUUCCCAAGAGUAAAGGAGCAGAUUCAAGAUGAAAGAGACAAGAUUCUUUACACUGACUCUAUCGAAAAGUUGAUGAGAAACUUCAGUCAAAGAUUUGACAGCUUCACCCUGGGAAAACACCUCCUCUUGCUGAUCCUGAAUCCGUACCUCAUCAGAGAUGUCAGGGAAUUUUCAAAAGAGGCAGCACAGACAUUCAAGUGGGUACAUCCUGCUUGUCUACAACUGCAGCUCACUGAUCUGCAUGCAGAUGUUGCACUUGGGGAGCAUUUUGAAGCAGGUGACCCUGCUACUUUCUGGCAACAAAUUGUGCCUGAGGCUGCUUACCCUGAUCUUACCAAGACCAUGUUUGGAUUGACUUAUAACUGUGAGUCAGCAUUCUCCGUCAUGAACAAUAUAAAAAACAAGCACCGUUCCACGCUAACCAACGAACAUCUUCACAUGUGUAUGAGAAUGGCACUAACCACAUUCAAACUCAGAUUCAAGCUGCUGAUAGAGCAUUCAGACGCACAUUUCAAGAAAAAAAAUGUGAACCUCAAACAGAAUGUAAAAACUGACUGUUAAAGAGAGUGCAUAUGUUUA